AUGGAUGACAAAAAGACGCCGUGGGUGGUCAUGCCACUAUACUACUAUCCACUGGACGAAGCCACCUGGAAGCCGUUGUAUGAUGCAAUCGCCUCGUACCCGGCCGUCAACUUCCUCGUCGUGGUGAACCCAAACAGCGGCCCCGGGACGGAUCCGCUGCCCGGCAAAGACUACGUGCGCGAAGUGCCGCGGUUGAAUGCCUUCCCCAACGUCCGCACAGUCGGCUACGUGCGCGUAGACUACUGCAGGAAGCCUCUGGCCGACACCUGCGCGGAGAUUGACAGGUACGCCCGCUGGAGCCAGCACCAGGACGUGCCCGGGCUCCAUGUCCGGGGCAUCUACGUGGACGAGACGCCCAACCACUACUCGGCGGACAGGGCGCAGUACCUGGACCGCGUCGGCCGCUUCGUCAAGAGCAGCAGAGGGCUGGCUGGCGAGCGCACGGUCGUACACAACCCCGGGACGCCCCCGGAAGGCGAGCUCGCGUCAUUUGGGAACCCUGACCUGGUGUGUGUCUGCGAAGAGCCGUACCACCUCUACCAGAGGGACGGCCUGCAGAGGCGGCUGGCCGACUUGGCGCCCGAACACGAGCGGUGCAUUUACCAGAUCUCGGGGAUCCCCCCCGACGAGGUGGCCGCCGUCGCGCAGGAGCUGUGCCGCCGCGGCCGGUACGUCUUUGCCACGGACCUGGUGCAGGACUUUUACGAGAGUUUUGGAACCAGCUGGCCCAGUUUCGUGGCGGCCGUGGCCGAGGCGUCGCUGCAUGGGACAGCUUGA
Molecule: messenger RNA, 777 nt
Organism: Metarhizium acridum CQMa 102
Lineage: Eukaryota; Fungi; Ascomycota; Sordariomycetes; Hypocreales; Clavicipitaceae
Source: RefSeq, a predicted model, not a curated record